Suillus plorans is the source of this 369-nucleotide messenger RNA. RefSeq lists its product as uncharacterized. The coding region runs from base 1 to 369 and encodes 122 amino acids. Lineage: Eukaryota; Fungi; Basidiomycota; Agaricomycetes; Boletales; Suillaceae. The record is from RefSeq and is a predicted model, not a curated record. The transcript is spliced from 2 exons.
AUGAAGUGUUGUAUGAAAUUAGAGGAAAGUGAUCCAGGCACACUGACAUUAUCGGAUGAGAUCGCCAGACACCUGGCAAAAUAUUUGAAGCUUUAUGGGGGGAGCGCGACAUUGUUCACCCCUCAGCUGCUAUCCUGUGCCACUGUAGUGCGGGAGCACUCCAAGGCUGGCAUCUUUGUGUCAUUGCCUGACUUGAAGACUGUCAUAAACAACGACCUGCGCAUUAAGAGUCACCUGUGGUUCCACAAGACUGUGGACUACUGCCCCUCCACCAUUCCCAAAUCCAAACCCACUGCGUUGGCAGCAGCAGUCCCAGAAAAUGUGGCAAAAACUAUUGCAGAAUCCAUCCCAGCAAUUAUUCCCCUUUAG